Folsomia candida is the source of this 5617-nucleotide messenger RNA. RefSeq lists its product as uncharacterized. The transcript is spliced from 7 exons. The record is from RefSeq and is a predicted model, not a curated record. Gene Ontology annotation, biological process: plasma membrane phospholipid scrambling. The coding region runs from base 3274 to 4287 and encodes 337 amino acids. Lineage: Eukaryota; Metazoa; Arthropoda; Collembola; Entomobryomorpha; Isotomidae. Gene Ontology annotation, cellular component: plasma membrane. Gene Ontology annotation, molecular function: phospholipid scramblase activity.
UAGUUUGUAUCUCAACGUCCACUAGGUCGGAUUACUUAGAUUUGAGUUUGUGUGUCGAGUAAAUAAGUGAGUGAUCGUGUAAAAAAGUUGACCGAGUAACCAAACACUUUUGGAUAACAAUAAUCGGGAUUUUACUCAAGAAUGGAAUAAGACCAGUUAAUAAAUCGCUUCUCCACGUGUCGUGCAUUUUUCUGAGAGAAAGUUCACACACACACACACACACACACACGAGAAUUAUUCAUUUCAAGGUAAACAUGUUAUUCGGUCGGGUACACGUUUCCCCGGUCUUUAACUAAAAGGAGGAGGAGGAGUAGGAGAAAGCAGCCCAGCAAAUACGGAAACUCAUCAGACUUACACUGCACUCACUCAGAAUUUGAUAACACGUUUGCUUAGUUAGUUAAGAAGUCAAAAUUUCCAUCAGAAUUUUGACCGAUGGUGUUGACGUUAUCUUUAUUUGGAGAAAGCAGUUGCAUAACUUUCACUCAUUAUUGUUAUACUUAUAUAAGCAAUAUGUAUGUUACAUAAGGUGGAGGGAAAGACCACAAGACCACGAACGAGUGUCGAUCCAUCAUUAAUACAUGAAUAUAUACAUUUUUUCCUUCAUUUUUCCCCUUAUUUCGCGAAGGUGUUGAUUUACCUCAAGAGCUGUCUGUGCCUAAGCAGAAAGAAAUGAGUAUUAAUAGUAGCCGUGCUACAAUGCGGCAUUGUUCGCAUUAAUAUUCAUUCACGAGUUGGUUGGUUGGUUGGCGAAGCACAUAAAUUAAGUAAUGAGUUGAGAGGAAACUCCUUUCUCUGGAUUUCCAUUCCUUCCAGAUUUUAAGAUUAAUGUGGGCGAUGGUAAUCACCUAGAAUUAUGGUGGGCCCUAUAUACCCAUAGCUUCCCCGUGUAGGCACUGCUUCUUUGUUUCGUUAAGCGUAUACUCGCCGCCGGCUUUCUUCUCCUCACCUGCCCACUGACAAUUAAGGAAAUCACAGCAGCAGUCAGCUAAAGGCGAAGGUCAACCGACAUUCGGUUCAGAAUCGGACGAGUCAUUUUCAUGUGUUGCCUGACUCUUCUUGUCGUCAUGAUUUCGAACUUUGUAGGUAUGACGGAAUCGUAUCGUGGAAAUCAUGUCGCGACAUAAUCGUCACUUUUUUGGUGAUGACGAAGAACAAAAUUAAGGAACGAUUACCAGUCCCGUAACCGUUUUUCGACUGAUUUUUACCCCCACCACGAGGGUAAACAUUUCCUAGAAUCACGUCCUCCAUGUAGGCAUGGUUCGAUACUAGCUCCGAUACUUUGCUAAUUGACUUGACCCACAACCUUUUAUUAUUGCGAUAACUCAUAUGUAUACCUUUGAUUUUGACACAGUUUUCGUCUAGGCAUAUCAACGUAUUGGUGAGUACUGACUGGGUAUGUAUGUGAUUGCUCUCAAUUCCGACUACUUCCCUAUCGAAUCAAGAAUCUACGGGGCCACGGAGUUGUUGAUUGUUACACCAUAUUCAAGACUUCAACAUUAGAUUUGACAUUUACAAUUUUGAUUUAUCCCCGAUUCCGAUUAUGUCAGUGGGGAAAGUUCGCCUACUUUUCUCUCGUGCUUAUAUUCUCGUGCUUAUCUAUAAUCAAAAAGAAAUUACCUUUUUUCCACGGCCCAUAUUUAAACUUUCUCCUCCUCCUCCAACCAAUUACUACACACAUAAGUCGUAGUAAUAGUAAGAAUAUUCAGAUUGCGGGACGAGAUUCCCACCCAAAAGAGAAGUUUACAUUUUGGUGCGAAAACAUGCCCAUCAAAGUUUUAAUUGUGGCAUGCUUUCACCCCAUCGUCAUAAAUACAUUAAAAUAAAUGGCUUCCGGUUCGCACACAUUUUAAUAGAAGCCUCCAGGACAUUAUUUCCAUAAUAUAAAAAUUGAAUCCAGACCGACCAUACUUUCUCACGCAAAAGCUAAGGUGCAGCCUACGUAUUUGGCAUGGUUUCUCUGGUGUGUGUGUGUGUAAUGGUAAUUUUGUCUCAGCACUCCGUAGUCGCAAGUGCACGUACAUAUUGGCCUACUCCAUAAUCUCUCCAGUUUACUACUACCACGAUGAAUAUGCAGUCGCAGCAAAGCAACCAGUUCCCGGUGAAAGUAAUCCAUCAUGACUAAAGAAAAGAAAAGAGAGCAAGUUCAGCCAGCCUAAAACACACCGUCCGUCAACCGUGUGUAGUGUAUAUUUAUUCACUCUUCUCCUUAAACAAUGACGAGCUCAGUAGUACCAUUACAAACGCCUCUGUGUAAAUAAAUACCAAAUACGUACGAUCGGUCACUGCUCGAUAAAUAUACUAAUGUCGUUUCGCCAUUCUUCUUGUUUAAGUAGUUGCUGAACUCUCGGAGAAGAACCAUACUUACUUUUCUUCUCCAUGACCAUUACCGACUCGUAGCGUGGCGUGGGGACGAAAAAAGAACGGACAAUUUAAUAACUUUCACCUGUAUCUUCCUCCACCAAGAAAGUAAAAAAAAAUACCAAAUCUAGUCUCUGUAAUGUGAAUCGAACGAGUGUUUUUCCCUGCCUUCGUGCCAUUCGUAAUCUGCCCUGAAUUGCAUUUCUUGACUAAUCUCUUUCUCCACGAAGUGUGUGUUUGUGUGUUGGGAAGAAAAAUGUAUUUUUUCAGAUAGAAAUCUCCUCAAACAAAAAGGUUGGUCGAAACUUUCUCCCCUUUUCUUCUUUCGUGAAGUCAGGCUAUUAUUAUUAUGUGCCGUGUGUGUCGAUCAACAACAACGUGUGAUGUGUGCAUUGUGCUAUUGCUAGUAGUGGGUCAGUCUCGGUGGGAGACUAUUGUUGCGGUUGCUCCUUCAACGCAUCACCCUCCUCGGAAUCAAUUUUCUUUAUAUCAAACAAGUGAAAGUCGUACGUAAUGUGGCUGGAGAAAUUUGGUAGGGAGUCCCAGUUGCAGUCUGAUUAUUGGACGGGACUGAUCGUGUGAGGGAUUAAAUUGAGUGGUGCAUACAUGGCAAAACAAUUUGACGAAAAGAGAGUCGUCGUCGAGUGUGGACAACUUGAUAAAUGUCGAGGGCAGCAAAACGGACCCAUUAUUCUGAGCUGAAAAGGUAAUGAGGUGGCGUUUAGUGGUUUGUCGAAGCUAUUAGUCUCGAUUGGACUCGACCUAAUCAGCAAGGAGGAGGAAAACCACGGCUCUUUCAGGAAUAUAAAAUUGUGCAGAGUUAAAGUAAAUCUCAUGCAAAUAAUAUUUUGGUGUCACGUGAUUUUAAAAGUACUAAUAAGAAAAUUCACUAAAUAAAUACCUGCCAGAGAUGACAUGAGUUCAUUCUCGGGUAAGAAGAAAAACUCCGUUUAUCCAGGAAAUGAUAAUUUGUUAUCCGUCCCAAAUGGGACUUCCCAUGCAGCAGCGACUCCCCCAAAACCAAAACCGUCCCCCAACCAUGCCAAACUUGAGAGAAAGCCGUCCAAAUUAUGGACGGAAGAGAUUCAAGCGCUUAAAAGCUGUGAAGAGUUUUUCAUCAAACAGACCAAUUUGCAGACUGAAGAACAAACCUUUUCUCCCAGCUACUACGAUAUCCGGAACGCCAAGGGGAAAUUGACCUUCAAGGCGAUCGAGUCCGUCGACCCAGCCAUCCGUGAUCUCUACCAUUCCAAAGAGAAGGGAGGAAAACCCCCCUUCAUGAUCUCCAUCUUCGACAUGAAAGCGGGCAAAGAAAUGCUGAAAAUUAAUGCCAAUUUGCGACAGGGUGUUAUGUUGGUCUACGUAAAGCAGAGCAUUGAGGAUAAAGUAAUCGGGAUUGUACGCCGGCUUCUCCCACGAUGUCCCCUCUCCUCUUCCACCUUCUCCAUAGAACGGCCCAAUGGUGCAGUAUUGUUAAAAAUCCAAAGUUCCUUCUUCUCCCCGUCCUCCCUUCUUGGCUGCUGUGGUUGCUGUCGUAAACUAGUGAAAAAUAGGGGCAAGAGUUUCCGAAUAAUGAUGGCGGACGAUGUGACACAUGUCGGGACGGUGAACUACUUGCAAAAGCAUUUCGAGCAUAAGGACGACGAAGAGGCCAAUCGACGCGAGGAAAUGGUCACGGCAUCUUUUCCUGGGGACAUUACGGCGACGAAUAAGGCGCUACUGCUGGCCAGUUUGUUCAUGCUGGACAACAUUUACUUUCAACAUAAACGAAGAAUUCGAGAACGCCCCAAAAUUUCUAGGACGUGCUACAUCGUAAUAACUAUCGUUACUGUUGUAAUUCUGAUUGGCGUGUUGGCCGCCGUCUUUGGAGGGGGAGGUUAUCAAGGCAAUAGAACCGGGGGUGGAGGAAGAAGACCUGGAUUAGGGUGAAAAUAAUGAUCUAACUCUAAUUAAUUCACAAUUGUCCAUCACCAUCCUUCUCAACGUAAACGAGCCUCAAUUUUCUGUCCAGCGUUACACACCACACACAUAAAUUCGAACUGACUGUACCAAAAAUAGUUUAAUAAUUUUUUAAAGUAAAAGAUUUUCAGUCAAAAGUCCCUGAUUUUUGCGUGACGGGAUGACGGUACCGACCUAAAGAUACUCACAACUGAUACUCUAUUCUCUAUAUACAUACAUACUCUAACAUAAGUCUGUAAAUAUGUACAUACAGUAAGAAAUAUUCGUAUCUUUACAUCUUACAUAUUUAAUUAUAAAUUUAUUCUCUGAGAUUUUGAGAUUACUUAUUCCAUAACAAAUCGAGCGAGAUUAUAAAACGUGUAUGUUUUUUUUCUCAUCGAAAAAUUAAUAUAAAUACGUAUGUAUAACGUGUAAAUAUUGGGCUGGUGACGAGUGGUCGACAAUCGACAGCAUAAUGGUCAACACACAUAUUUACAACAUACAUAUUUACACAUAUUUACACAUUUACAUAUUUAUAUUUACAUAUUUACACAUAUUUAUAUUUAUUAUAAGUCGUAAGGAAUACUUUUAAGGGAAGGUGUAGGAUAACAGAUCUAGAUAUAUUAAAUUGGUAAAUUAAUUGCAAUCGCAUAUAAAUAUUAACAAAUUUUUAUUACAAUUUUUGCAUAAUCCAAGCGAACUUGGUUUGGGAAAGCGAAAGCAAAAAAUGUAUUUUUGAUGUGAGAUAUGACAAUGCGACUAUCCUGGAUCAAGAAGUUUCAAAAAUAUCAAACUGUUAUUGGGCUUUUGUUCUAGUUUAAACCAAUGAAAGUAUGCUAUUUCGUGUUGUUCAUACCUUUAAGGGGAUGUCGCGGAUGCACAUUUGGUCAAUGUAGCCAAAGGGUAACAAAAUUUGAGAUUGAGGCGGUUGAUGGUUUAUACACAAUAAAUCUUAUAUUCAAAUAAAUAUGUCUUGGCUGAUAAUUUGUCCAGAUAAGAUCUUAUAUCUUAUUUUUUAUUUUGUCAACCUAUCUUGAUCCUAAUAUAUAGCAUGUUAAGAAUAUUCGCCUUCUACACGACCAAUUUCUAAAAACAGUGUGUCAACCAAUAUGUUGCCGACCACUCGCCCGGAACCCGUAAAUAUUACAUGUCAGCCUAAUAAUUAACUAAAUAACUAAAGAUAAUAAUUAUAUAAAUAUGUAAAUGACACAACGCAACCAAAUUUAUAUUUAAAACAUUUACAAUAUACAUAAUUACUCAUCAUAUUAAGUGAAUCUUUUCGAUGCGAGACGAAUACAAUAAAAUAUGAUCAUUUUACUGA